Messenger RNA from Belonocnema kinseyi, 705 nucleotides. RefSeq names its product probable small nuclear ribonucleoprotein Sm D2 (gene SmD2). Bases 277 to 639 code for a protein of 120 amino acids. The record is from RefSeq and is a predicted model, not a curated record. The transcript is spliced from 3 exons. NCBI's taxonomy places the organism in Eukaryota, Metazoa, Arthropoda, Insecta, Hymenoptera, Cynipidae. Gene Ontology annotation, biological process: spliceosomal snRNP assembly; RNA splicing. Gene Ontology annotation, molecular function: RNA binding. Gene Ontology annotation, cellular component: catalytic step 2 spliceosome; U2 snRNP; U5 snRNP.
ACUCGCGCGUGGCUAGACCAUGUAUUCAUUAGAUCAUGAACUUGAGUAAACUGCUCCAAUAUUCUAAACUCUAAACUAGAAAAGUUAAACAGCUUUUUUUCUUUCAUAUUUACGAGGUGAAGAACAAAUUUCGUAAUCUAUAUUUUUGAAACAAAAAUAUUCAAUAUAUCUAGUGUUCGGAUUUCCGUAGCAGUACAUGUAAAAGGUGUAAAACGACCUGAAACGUUAUAACCUCUUCGACUUCCUUUUACGCCGAAAACUACAAACCACUCAAAAAUGUCGGCUGUAGCGAAACCAAAGUCAGAAAUGACCCCAGAAGAACUCGCCAAAAGAGAAGAGGAAGAAUUCAAUACAGGACCACUUUCCGUUCUCACCCAAUCCGUCAAAAACAAUACCCAAGUGCUGAUAAAUUGCAGAAACAAUAAAAAAUUGCUUGGUCGAGUAAAGGCUUUUGACAGACAUUGCAAUAUGGUCUUGGAAAACGUGAAAGAAAUGUGGACAGAGCUUCCGCGUACUGGAAAAGGAAAAAAGAAGGCGAAGCCCGUUAAUAAAGAUCGGUUCAUCUCGAAAAUGUUUCUACGUGGAGAUUCUGUCAUCCUGGUUUUAAGAAAUCCACUUGCGACCGCAAGCGGGAAGUAAUUUCUCUUUCUCCCUCUUCAUGUAUUUUAAGUCUACGAAUAAAUUUCUUAAUUUAUAAGUAAUUUA